GUCCUCUCCGUGAUGGUGGGCUCUAAGCCCUGCGUGUCCAAGUUAGACGUCAAGUUUAUAGUUGUACGUCUAACUUGUGCGCAUAAGAUCAUCAUGGGUAGGUCGGCCCUCGAGGACCUCAGAUUUGUGAUAUCUCAGGAGCACCUAUGCAUGAAGUUGCUCACUCCGAAUGGCGUUGGAGUUGCCCGAGGAGACCAGCGGAUGGUGAGGAGCUGCUAUCUGAAAGCUUGCAAAAAAAUCGGUCAGAAAUACUUGAGGGUCCACACCAUCAACAACAAAGCCAUGAAGUAUGAGGAGGGUCAGCUCCGCGCUGAACCCACCUCAGAAGUGGAGGAAAUCCAAAUUGACCCCAAGAGGUUGGAGCGGAGAGUCAAGAUCGAAACCUGGCUCCCGGUCGGCUUGAGGGAGAAGAUCAUCUAGGUCCUUGUCCUUUAUAGCGUCGUAUUUGCAUGGAGACCGGAGGACAUACCCGGCCUCGACCAAAGCAUCGUUGUCCAUCGGCUGUCGGUCGAUCCAACAGCGAAACCCGUCCGGCAGAAAAGAAGACACCUCUCAAUCGAGAGGAGGGAAUUCGUGAAGAAGGAGGUCAAUAUGCUCCUAAGUAUCAAACACAUUCAGGAGGUCCUAUACCCGGUUUGGCCGGAAAACGUGGUCCUGGCCCCGAAGCCGCCAACCUGGAGGAUGUGUGUUGACUACACCGAUCUCAACAAGGCAUGUCCGAUGGAUCCAUUCCCAUUGCCUAACAUCAACCAAUUGGUCGAUGGGACAGACGGAUGUGAGCUCCUUAGCUUUAUGGACGCUUUUCGAGGAUACCACCAGAUUUUCAUGCAUGAAGACGAUGCAGAGAAGACCUCGUUCGUCACCCCAGAGGGGAUUUUUUGUUAUCUUGUCAUGGCCUUCGGUCUGAAGAAUUCUGGGGAGACAUACACGAGGAUGGUGGCCAAGGUAUUUCGUAAGGUGCUUGGAAGGAACGUGGAGGCUUAUUUUGACGACAUGAUCGUCAAGAGCACCCGGAAAUACGAUCAUGCAGAUGACCUGGCGGAGAUCUUCGGGAUAAUGAAGGCAGUCCGUCUACGCCUGAACCCGAAGAAAUGUACCUUUGUCGUCCAAUGAGGCAAGUUCCUGGGGGAAAUGGUCACACGGAGGGGGAUUGAGCCAAAUCCCGAGAAGGUAAGGGCAAUACUUGACAUGGAACCUUCGAGAUCGGUGAAAGAAGUCCAAAUUCUCACCGGUCGGCUAGCAGCCCUCGGACGCUUCAUGUCCAAGUCCGCCGAGAAGUCCCUACCCUUCUUCCAGGUCCUAAAAAACAGAACAGUUUCAUUUGGAAUGAUGAAUGUCAGCAAGCCUUUGAGGACUUGAAGAAGUACCUCCUCUCUAAGCCUUUACUCAGCAAGCCGGAGAGGGGAGAGACACUGAUCCUUUAUCUCGGAGUCUCCCAAGGCGCAAUCAGUUCCGUGCUGGUUCGCGAGGAGGAAGGCGUUCAGCAUCCCGUCUACUAUGUAAGCAAGACCCUCCAGAAUGCUGAACUCCGGUACACCCCGCUCGAGAAGACAAUAUAUGUCGCCUACAUCACUGCCAAGAAGUUGACACACUACUUCCAGGCACACCCGAUCCGAAUCCUAUCAGACCAACCUUUGGGUGCCGCUGUGAGGGCGCCCGGUACAACCCGGGUGGUGAAGUGGUUGAUGCUCCUCAACCAAUAUGAGGUUGACUUCCAGCCUCGGACGUCCAUCAAAGGCCAGGCUCUAGCUGAUUUCAUCGUGGAGUGCACAGCCCGAGAGGUGACGGAAAAGCAACAGGAGAGGAACGAGCAGUGGUGGACCCUAGCGAUUGACGGGUCAACCGGAGCAAAGGGAUGUGGGGGCGGAAUCGUCCUCAUCUCACCUGAGGGAUUCCGGGCCUACUAUGCCUACCGCUAUCUUUUCAAAGUCUCCAACAAUGAAGUGGAGUAUGAGGCCCUACUGUCCAGGCUACGACUAGCAGCCACCAUGGGAGCAGAAUGGAUAACGGUGAAAUGUGACUCCCGACUGGUCGUUUCCUAGGUCAAAGGUGAGUUCGAAGCGAAAGAAGAAAGAAUGAUGAAGUACCAAGAUGUUGUUCGGGAGUUGCUCAGGCUGUUUAAACAAGCAUAAUUGGUCUGUGUUCCGAGGAAUCAAAACUCAGACGUUGACCUCCUCUCGAAGCUAUCUCAGGGGCUGUCUGAACACAUAUCGAGAAUCGCACGCAUUGAGGAGAUGACGACCUCGAGCAUAGCAGCCUCACUGUCUAUCGAUGUCUUUCCCCUGCAACCGGUCGCUUGGUGCUGGGUGGAUGACCUCCUGCGCUACAUAGCCGACAGGACGCUCCCCGAUGAAGAAGAGGAGGCAAGGCUAGUCCGGUGACGAGCUCCGGGCUACAUCGUCUUAGACGGGAAGCUAUACAAGAGGUCCUACAAUGGGACCCUACUUAAGUGUUUGCGCCCACACGAGGCAGACAUGAUCGUCUUUGAACUCCAUGGGGGAGUGUGCUCCGUACACUAGGGAGCAUGCACUAUAGCUAGGAAGGUCGUCCUCCAAAGGUACUUUUGGCCGACAAUAAUGAAGGACUGCGCCAACUAUGCAAGAAAAUGUGAGACAUGUCAGAAGUUCCAGAAGAGCCCCGGACGGCCAGCAACGAUGUACACACCGAUCAGCAUCGCCCUUCCAUUCACAAGAUGGGGCGUUGACCUGGUCGGUCCCUUGCCAACCGGGUCGGGAAACCGAAAGUUUUUCAUCGUCGCAGUGGACUACUUUACGAAGUGGGUUGAGGCUGAGCCGCUUGCGAGCAUCACACAUCUCCAAUGUAAGAAGUUCAUAUGGAAGAAUAUUUUUGCCGGUUUGGGGUUCCCCUCCAAAUAAUCUCCGACAACGGAAGGCAGUUUGACUGCGAAGCCUUCCGACAAUUCUGCGCGGAGUGGGGUGUGGAAUCUAGUCGGGUUACGGUCUACUACCCUCAGGCAAAUGGACAGGUGGAGAACACCAACUGAACGAUCUUCGAUGGAUUGAAAAAGAAGUUGGAAGCCCUUGAGACUGCUUGGGUGGAAGAGUUGAACAAUAUACUCUGGACCUUCAGAACAACCCCAAGGAAGGCAACCAGAGAGACCCCAUUCGCCUUGUGUUAUGGCUUUGAGGCGAGGGCACCGUUCGAGGUUGUAGUCCCUAGCUUACGAGUGGAGGAGUUUGAACCAACCAGCAAUGAGGAGAGGCUCCGAGCCGAGCUCCACCCCAUUGAGGAGAGAAGAGAGCGUGCCUUCAUCAAAGUAGAAAAAUAUCGACGACGAGUCAAGGCAUACCAGGACAGCCGAGCCCGGCCUCAGAAUUUUGACGUUGGUGAUUACGUCUUUAGGCGUAGGAAGGCCAGCAAGCCGACAGAGGGACGUAAGCUUUCCAUCAAGUGGGAAGGCCCUUACGUGGUUGACGUUGUGAUCGGCCCUGGAACAUACAAAUUGAAGACAACAACAGGCCGACUAGUAGACCGCGUCUGGAAUGCCGAGCACCUGAUGAAGUUUUACAAGUAGAGAAUCGAAGUUUCACUUUUCUUUGUAAACUCCUGUGCUCCGAGCACGAGAUUACAAUUUGUAAUUCUUCAUGUGGUCCGCCCACAUCAUGAAUUCAAUAUACUUUGCUUGCAAUAUUUUGUCUUCCAAAAGAGGUUCUACCUCACUUAGCAAUAAAGGGCGGCGGCAAAAAAAGGGUACUAUGCCCCCUCGGUGUUUGGCCGACCUCGGCUAGGCUCUUGAACUGAAAAUAGCCAAGCGAUUUUCGAGAAUCCGAGCAAUUUUCUAAAGUAAAGAGCUAGCCGCGACAGUCGAGGUGACAGUAGGGCCGACCUCCAGGUCGAGGGUGCUCAGGAUGCUGACCUCCGGGUCCAUUCGAGUGCUCACCGCCUAACAUUGCUGGCCAAGCAUCUCGCACUCUCGCCAUCCCUGAGUUGGCGGUGUGGGUCUGUUCUGGUGGAUCAUGCAGGGUCCGUCCCUGUUGUUUGGCUAUCCCUGCGGGAGUAACCAGAUUAUUCCCCCAAGUCCGGGCAAACUGGAUGGGUUAAAGUGACAGUAGGACUGACCCUCGGGUCAUGAACGUUCAGGAUACCGACCUAAGGGUCCUCCUCGUAGGUUCAAUGUCCGACCUUACUGGCUGAACAAGUCGCAUAAUUGUUGAUUCCAUAUCAAUAGAGAACAUAUCACUUCUAUCCAACCAGGAGGGACACGGAAAGGCCCGGCCACGCCAGUCACCAGCCUAACCUCCCCCGGGAGGUUAGAGAAGCCGGAUCCCCGAAUAAAUUGCUAAGUAUUCGUAAUGCAAAGUAUAGAAAAAGAAACAUAUGAACUCAAAAUUAUUUCAAUCAGAUCUUACAUUAAUCAACUUCAUGCUACACAAAAAGAUGGACAAGAGUCAUGACCGGGUGUCCCAUAGCCAUCAAGUACAAUGAUCCAGGCAUGGGAGUUACUAGAAACCUCAAGAAAAUCUAUCGGAAUUCAUUGCGGCAUUGUCCUAGCUAGAUGGUCAUCCUCUUCAAGACAGAUGAUCGCCAAGUUGAAUGGAGUUAUCUCUUUCUCAUCACAUUUUUUCAAGAACAUGUGAACACGUAGUGGAGCCCUGAAGCUUUGCAUGUGCCUAGCCGCCUAGCCGCCCGGCCACCUAGCCGCCCGGCUGCCCGGCCGCCCGACCACCUAGCUGCUUGCGACCAUGACCUUAGCCUUGUCAGAAUCGUGAAGGAGCUUUCCCUGUAAACAACGAGCAGUCCAAGAUGCUCCCUCACCUUGAAUCAAGUCUACAAAGACAAAAAAAAAAGAAAAAGAGAAAUAGCAAAAAAGUCAACCCACAGACUAACAUGGAGUGCAUCAACAAAGGGAGCACCCGCCCUAGCAGCCUAGUGGGUAGUUGCCGACUUCCUCAGCAACGCCUUCCGGCAGAGGGGCGGCCUUCAGUCGCCAACCAACACUAUCCAGCCAAGGUGAAGCCGAGCACCGAAGGAACUGCUCACGUGGGGCGCCGGGCAGCAUCCUGCAACAAACCACCUUCGAGCUCAUCGUGGGAAAGCUAGGUGCCUACCCAACUUCAGCCUUCAAAACCAGGGAAUGCCCAGUCUAGGUACGCAUGGAAAUUAAAGACGGAAGAAACAUGCAGCGACAGCAAUCUGGCCGGGCGACACCGGACGACUCCUCCGACAUGGGGAGGGGCGGCCUGGCAGCCAACUCCCUUGACGAUGCCGACAGGCAGCUGGGUAGCUGUCGGAUCCUAUAAUUUGCGCCGGUCGAACAUGGGGGUCCACAUGCUAUCCGACUUGGGAGGCCACCUAGUCGGCUGAUCGCCAGCUUAUUGGGCGACGCCGGGCGACAGAAGAGAUGUGCAGCGGCGGCUCGCCGGACAACCUGAACACCGGAGGGAGGGACGACUCCAUCUGGCCUGGGGGGCGCCUGGCCGCCUGAUCGCCAGCCUCCUGGGUGACGACGGCCGGUAGGGGUGGCCGUCAAUACCUACGAGUUGCGCCAGCCAAACAUACAAGCCCAAACCCGUCGGCCAAAUUUGCUGGACUGCCAGGGCGACGCCGGCCAUCGGUGGACAACACAGGACAGCCGCCUAGCACAGCGGGGGCGACCCAGUGGAGCCGCUGGAAAAGAGACAACGGUCAGUCCGCUCGGCGGGUUUGCUACGGCGCUGGCGGGGCGACACAUGGGAGACGCACGCGGGAAACCAGGAAAGAAAAAAGGAAAGAAAAAAAAGAAAGAAAGGGAAAGCAAAGAAAAGAAAAGAAAGGGAAAGAAAAGAAAAGGAAAGAAAAAAGAAGGAAAGAAAAGAAAAGGAAAGAAAUGAAAAGGAAAGAAAAAAGAAGGAAAGAAAAGAAAAGGAAAGAAAUGAAAAGGAAGGAAUAAUAAAAUAAUGUCCGAAAAUAAUUUUUGGAAUAAUAAUAAUGAAUUUCAGAAAUUCUUGGAAGCUGACCUGGAGUCUGAAGUUUGGGAGAAAGCUGACUGCCGGAAUGCUAGGAUGCUAAGGGAAUUAAUUUGGAGCCUUUUAGAGCUGGGUGCCUUAUUCAAAAUUUGGAAAUCUCCAUAAGUUUUGGGAUUGGCAGAAUCCACAAUUAUGGCUCCCUGGUAUGUGAAUAUCUUUUAAUUGGCAGCUGACUUGAACUACUCCAUCUUAGCCGAGUCUACUACUCGACUAAGGGAGUGGGGGACUCGUGAUGGGGUUAUGGGACUAGGUCCAGAGCCUAAUCGGCCCAGGCCCCGAACUUGGACUAGCAGGCCCAAGCCCAACAACCCAGAGCUCGAGUCGGCCCAACUGAUCAGGCCAAUCAGGGAGCGGAAGCACAGCCAUGAGCCCGCCUUCCAGCCCGGCCAGUGGCCUGUUUUCCAGCCCGGCUAGGAGCCUGCCUUCCAGCCCGGCCAGUGGCCUGCCUUCCAGCCCAGCCAGGAGCCUGCCUUCCAGUCCGGCCAGCGGCCUGCCUUCCAGCCCGGCCAGGAGCCUGCCUUCCAGCCCGGCCAGCGGCCUGCCUUUCAGCCCAGCAGGAAGCCUACCUUCCAGUCCGGCCAGCGGCCUGCCUUCCAGCCUAGCCAGGAACCUGCCUUCCAGCCCAACAGGAAGCCUGCCUUCCAGCCUACUGGGGAGCGUGUCUACUGGCCCAACCGGAAACCUGCCUUUCGGCCUAGCGAGGAGCCUGUCCUCCUACCCGGUGGGGAGCCUGUCCUCCGGCCCAACGGGGAGCCUGCCUUCCAGCCCAGCGGAAGCCUGCUGCCCGAGGAGCUCAAGCGUUUUGUCUGCCAGCCAGGCCAACAUGCCAGUCAUCCAGAAAGAGUAACGACCAACAAUCAAUGCACUAUUAAUUAUGUAUUUAAUUUCGUAUUAAUGUUGUAAUUAAUUUAGUCAUCAUUAUGUUUGGCAGUUACCAUUUGUAGUCGCCUAUAAAAGGCAAUUCGAAUUUCAAAUACAGAUAUGCUAUUCUUGGCAACUAAAUCUCCUAGCUACUUUCCAUUCUCGCUCUUUAUUUCCUAAUUCCUGCUUGAAUGUCGUACGUAGCUUUCCUAAAAGCCUAUGAGCGUCCUAUUUUGGACCAAUAAAUAUGACUAUUCAUUACUACAAUGUGGUAUUGUGGUAACUUAAGUUCAAAACUUGAACAUGAAUUACUAUGAUUUCAUUACUACUCUAGUCAUUAGUCAUAUUUUUGUAAAUCAUCUUUAUUUUAGUCUUAUUUAGGUAAUUAUUUAUUUUCUAUAAGCAAAUAUGUAAUAGUGAAUUGUCAAUGGGAGAAUAAGAAAUUCAUGUGAUGUUAUUAUAAAAUGUUAAUUUGUUGGUUUGUUUGUGGUUCAUGAAGAAUGUGAAUGCCAUAUAUAUGUUAUUGUGUUGCCUCUAAGUGAGAAUAUGUUGUCUGAAAUGGAAUUUGUUGCAUAAAUUUGAAAGAUAUAUGUAUUCUAUUAAUGUAAGUAAUCUGUAAUGGCGUGAAUUGUAAUGACAGUUUUUCUAUAAGCAAAAUAUGUAAUAGUGAAUUGUCAAUGGGAGAAUAAGAAAUUCAUGUGAUGUUGUUAUGAAAUGCUAAUUUGUUGGUUUAUUUGUGGUUCAUGAAGAAUGUGAAUGCCAUAUAUAUGUUAUUGUGUUGCCUC
Messenger RNA from Cuscuta europaea, 7612 nucleotides. The record is from the annotation of a GenBank genome assembly. NCBI's taxonomy places the organism in Eukaryota, Viridiplantae, Streptophyta, Magnoliopsida, Solanales, Convolvulaceae.